UAGAUUGAGAGCAGGGAUCUAGGCGCAGAGCUGGGACAGGCCGGGGCCUGAGGGGAGGGGGGUGAACCGGUUGAAAGAGCGGGGCAAAGCAUCGGGGAGGUCUGGGCCAGGAAAACGUAGCACGGGCGAAGGAGUGGGAGACAAAGGGUAACCGAGCUUGUCAAGGCCAGGGCUGAGGGCACUGAUCUUUGGCAGACCAGCGGGAGAGGCUGGUGCUGGAGGCACUGGGUACAGGAUCUGCACAGACCCGAGCCAGAGUGGGACAUGAUGUUUCCUCAAAGCAGCAACCGCCACUCGAGCUCCUCUCACCUGCCCCAGCAGCUCAAGUUCACCACCUCGGAUUCCUGUGAUCGCAUUAAAGAUGAGUUCCAGUUGCUGCAGGCGCAGUAUCACAGUCUUAAGCUGGAAUGUGACAAGCUGGCCAGCGAGAAAUCGGAGAUGCAGAGGCACUACGUCAUGUAUUACGAAAUGUCCUAUGGACUGAAUAUUGAAAUGCACAAACAGGCUGAAAUAGUCAAGAGGUUGAAUGGAAUCUGUGCGCAGGUGUUGCCUUAUCUCUCUCAGGAGCACCAGCAGCAGGUCCUUGGAGCUAUUGAGCGGGCAAAGCAAGUCACAGCGCCAGAGUUGAACUCCAUCAUUCGUCAGCAACUUCAAGUUCAUCAGCUGUCCCAACUCCAGGCCCUUGCCCUCCCGCUGACGCCACUACCUGUGGGACUACAGGGGCACUCUUUGCCUGUCAGUGCCAGCAGCGGGCUUCUCUCCCUGUCUGCACUGGGCUCCCAAGGACAUCUCCAGAAGGAAGACAAGAAUGGUCACGAUGGAGACCCUCGGCCUGAUGAUGAUGGUGACAAAUCAGAUUAAAAACGGAUGAAAACGAGAUGGAUAAAGGUGCAGCGCAGUAGUAACUCUAGCACUGCCAGGUGGAGUUACAUUGUAGAGCCUUAUCCCAUCAUGCACUGGAACAGCUUCUUGUGUCCAAGGGUUAAUAAAAGCAGGACACUGACAGCCGAGGGGGUUAACGCAUUUCUUCACACUGUAUAUGUAUGUGUACAUAUAUGGAAUGUACCGCGAACUGUAUUGUAAAUUGGCUUAUUUGACUUCUACUAAAAGCACAACCCCCAUCUUUUCUACAGAGUUUACCUUUCCAUGGUGAUCCAUUAGUGUAGUGCUUAUUUUAAAUGCAGCUAUGGAGCAAGAUUAUAUGAAGGCUAUUGUGAGGCUUCCUUGCAGAGGUUUCGAUAUAGACUGAGGAGAAGAUUUUAGCUGGCCCCUUAUUUACUGCUGUGUAAUUGGCUUUCUUUCCACCUCUCCCUUGUCGCAUGGCAGUAGAAUGUAAUCCAAUAGAGAACGAGUGGAGGCCAUUAUAAAGUGCACCCAUCCACCACUCGCAAUAGAGGAGGUUGUUCUUUGUUCUGUAUUUUGGGAAAUGCAUUGAACUUCAAUUGAUGUGAAGAAAUUACUAACACCGGCCCCUUGAACCUUGGAGCGGCCGCUGGUUUUUCAAGGUUUAGGGACAGACACACUAAGUCCUUUUUACUCAUUUUUGAAAUGAAUGAUGAAAAAAGGAGAAGCUCAUUUAAUAUCAUACAAAGUAGAAGUCAGACAUCAUUCUGCAGGAUGGCGGUUUUUACUUAAAGGGGUUGUCUGAACAAUGGCUCAGAUCGGUACCAAAUAAGUGAUGCUCGCCGAUCCUUGUGGCACUCCGGUUCUGACACUUCCCGGUUCCCUACUUCCUGGCAGCUCUCGACACACAGGAAAUCACUGGUCGCUUUUCAUGUGUCCAUGUAAGGCCCCAUGCACACGGCCGUGUUUCACAGCCGUGUGCGGGCCGUGGAACCGCGGCCUGGAUCCCUCCUGAGAGCAGGAG
Molecule: messenger RNA, 1867 nt
Organism: Bufo gargarizans (Asiatic toad)
Lineage: Eukaryota; Metazoa; Chordata; Amphibia; Anura; Bufonidae
Gene: TLE5
Product: TLE family member 5, transcriptional modulator
Exons: 7
Coding region: 265-861 (198 amino acids)
Biological process (GO): negative regulation of canonical Wnt signaling pathway; regulation of DNA-templated transcription
Cellular component (GO): nucleus; transcription regulator complex
Molecular function (GO): transcription corepressor activity; protein binding
Source: RefSeq, a predicted model, not a curated record